Molecule: messenger RNA, 1055 nt
Organism: Chara braunii
Lineage: Eukaryota; Viridiplantae; Streptophyta; Charophyceae; Charales; Characeae
Source: the annotation of a GenBank genome assembly
AGAAGGCAGCUCGGGAAGAAGAAGAGAAGAAGAAGAAAGAGAAAGAAGAGGAGAAAAAACGAAAAAAAGACAAGCGAGAACGAGAAGAGAUGCACUCGGUAUUUGCCAAGGAAAUGAACUCCAGGCUGGACGCGAUCAACAGCGCGAUUGGUGGGAAGAAAGACAAGGAGGAUAACGAAGUUGAUAGACUAAGGGAAAAAAUCGAGCGAUUGAAGAAGAAUCAACGAACGAAUGAAGCAUCUACGUCAAUAACUGACAAGGAGGCUGUCACGAUGUUACAAAAGGAGAUCUUGAAUAUGCGAAAAGCAUCUGAAACAAGGUUUGGCCUACUGGAAGAUGAGAUUGCUAAGGAAAAAAGGUUGAGGCAGGAGGCGGUGGCCGACGCGGACGCAUGGAAGAGCGAGGCGCUGCGACCCGGGAACAAGAGAGGUAGUCUGGCCGUCGGGGCGUCUCCAGCCACGCAAGCGAGGGUGCGACCCAGGGUAACGCAGACAUCAACUCCUGAAGGUACAAAAAGGGUGGUGGAUGAACAUUAUAAGAGUGUGGUCAAGUGCCACGGAAUGGAGGUUGACGUACUUCAGGAGAUGAGAAUGAACGAAGCUAAGGCCAAACGAGAUGCGGAGGAGGAGCUGGCGAAGGUGAGGGAAAAGCAGUUAGAGGAUGAGCGAGAAAUGGACAAACUCCGUGAGCGAAUGAGAACUUUGGAAGUCGAGAGAGGGUGUCAGGGGCCGGUUAUAAAUUUAAAACAGCAGUUGGACGAGGUGGUGGAUAGUUCGUUAAGAAAGACCGAUAGGAUGAAGAAGUUUGUUAGUCCGGCCGGUCAUGUCAGCGAGAGAGAGAAGUUUCUGAGGAAAGCGAGGAAGGAUUUGAAAAUUUUGAAGAAGGAAGAGAUUCAAGGCAUUUGCGACAAGGAAGGAGUCACGUACGAGAAACUGGGUGUUACAAGAGAAGAGAUAGCUAAGUUACAAACAACGUGAGAGUUUGAGGAAGAAAGAGGGAAGGGCAAGCAAGCACUCGUGCACGACGUGUCGGAGGAUGGCGAAAAUGACCCGAUU